Acanthosepion pharaonis is the source of this 888-nucleotide messenger RNA. NCBI's taxonomy places the organism in Eukaryota, Metazoa, Mollusca, Cephalopoda, Sepiida, Sepiidae. The record is from the annotation of a GenBank genome assembly.
AUGGGGCGGGGUGGGCGGGGGUGGGCGGUCAUGAGUUGUGAUAUUUCAAUCAAGCUCCUAAAAUCGGCGAAUACUCGCCAGAUCGAAUUGUUUGAGGAUACCAAAUGGACUGAAGAUGACCAUGAACUUUCUGAGGGUCGAGUUACUCCUUCUUGCAGCAUUUCUCAAAUUCCAAAAGGUUUGUUUUCAGGAUUUUGGCCAAGGUGGACAGUUUUGGCUCGAAAUAUAACGAAAAAGCAUGUGCCCAGAAAAUUUUUCUACAAAGCUUCACUGGUUACAACUUCACCUUUACAACAGAUCAAAAUUUCGUCCCUGAUUUGCUGCAGAGGUCAACGUGGUAUGUGCACACGCAUUCAAGUUGACCAAUUCACUCAACUCCCUCUUGAAGACCCUCAGAAAGGACAACUGAUUUACAGUGGACCCCUUACCAGGACAAUACGAGCAGUGAAAAUCCUUUCGCUCAGCACUAGUACACUUGGCCUAUGUAUGCAGCCAGUUAUUCUGAUGCGGUCAGCUGAAGCAUCUUUAUUUCUCAAAAUUGCUUUCAGCUCUUUUUUCUCCUUCUUUAUUUUUAUCACUCCUUUGUUAAUACACAUGAUUAGCAAAAAAUAUGUUACUGGAGCCUACUUUGAACCGAAUAGCAAGACUUUCACAGCUUCUAAAUAUUCAUUCUUCUGUCGAUCACUCGAAAUGAAGUUCACAGCUGAAGAUGUGAAGGUGCCUGAUGUUGCAGGUCCAUUUACUAGUCUCAUAGUCAAGGAUACUGCCUUGUUUAUGGACCCCAAAUUUUUUCUAGACAAAAAUGCAUAUAUUCAUCUCAUGGGAUUUGAUAAACCCUUGGACUGGGAACUCCCAAGACCAAAUGACAAGGAAUCAAGUAAAAAAUAA